GGGAAAGUUGUCGCUUUGUGUUUUCUUGUUGGAGAAGCAGAAAAGCUCUGACAGUAAACGCUGUAGACACUAGACGGGGCCUGGAUGACGACUUCAGAAACUUCAAACCUAAGCCGACCACAACGAGCUAACAAGGGUUUGAGAAAGUCAGAGGGUUCGAAGGAAGGAAUUAGCCCACUUACUAAGAAAUAUUGGCAUCAACGAUACAGGCUGUUCUCGAAAUACGACCAAGGCAUCCAAAUGGAUGAAGAAGGUUGGUUCUCUGUAACACCCGAAGAAACUGCCAUUAAACAUGCUCAGAGGUGUUCAGAUCAUGACCUUGUUAUUGAUUCCUUCUCUGGAGUUGGUGGAAACGCUAUUCAGUUCGCCGCAAAGGGCUGUCAUGUUAUUGCCAUAGACAUAGAUCCUGUAAAAGUUGAGCUGGCCAUGAAUAAUGCAAAAGUAUAUGGAGUUGAGGAAUAUAUUGAUUUCAUUGUUGGAGAUUUUUUCGCACUUGCUCCGUCGCUGAAGGGGGAUAUAGUGUUUCUUUCACCGCCAUGGGGUGGUCCUUCUUAUAAGGACAUUCAAACAUUUACACUCGAGUUACUUAAGCCAAUAGAUGGUUAUACUUUGUUUCAGGUUACUCAAGCUAUAACUCCCAAUAUCAUUAUGUUUCUACCUCGGAACAUAAACCUGAAACAAGUUCCGGAGUUGUCCUGGUUGUCUUCUCCUCCUCUGGAGCUUGAGGUUGAACCAAAUUAUAUACAGAACCAUCUCAAGGGUGUUACUCUGUACUUUGGUAGUACGGUAGCUGCUUCGCCGAGAUGUUCUACCGAUGCCGAUGAUCUUGUAUGAAUCACAGGGUAUAAAGUCCUUCCAUAUGAAGACAGUGUAAUUAAAAGUGUUGAAUGCAAUCUUCUUUUAUCAGCAAAAAAUUGGAUGGUCAUGGGAUGAAUUAACAGCCAUGCAGGCUUUGACGGUUUUUUUUUUUCCCCUUGUUUGGAGCUAUCUCAAUUUGAACUAAAAUGGCAAUGGAAAGAAAGCAACAAGAGGCAACAUAUAAUGACCUUUAUUAUUAA
Messenger RNA from Prosopis cineraria, 1058 nucleotides. RefSeq lists its product as uncharacterized. Lineage: Eukaryota; Viridiplantae; Streptophyta; Magnoliopsida; Fabales; Fabaceae. The coding region runs from base 85 to 834 and encodes 249 amino acids. Gene Ontology annotation, biological process: 7-methylguanosine RNA capping; 7-methylguanosine cap hypermethylation. Gene Ontology annotation, molecular function: RNA cap trimethylguanosine synthase activity. Gene Ontology annotation, cellular component: nucleus. The record is from RefSeq and is a predicted model, not a curated record. The transcript has 6 exons.